This is a messenger RNA of Alligator sinensis (Chinese alligator), 4567 nucleotides long. RefSeq names its product centromere protein C (gene CENPC). The record is from RefSeq and is a predicted model, not a curated record. Bases 25 to 3177 code for a protein of 1050 amino acids. Gene Ontology annotation, molecular function: centromeric DNA binding. Gene Ontology annotation, biological process: spindle attachment to meiosis I kinetochore; kinetochore assembly; attachment of mitotic spindle microtubules to kinetochore. Gene Ontology annotation, cellular component: kinetochore. NCBI's taxonomy places the organism in Eukaryota, Metazoa, Chordata, Crocodylia, Alligatoridae. The transcript has 21 exons.
CACCGCCCCCUGGAGGAGAGGCGCAUGCGCAGCGGGAAAGCGCUGGGUUUUCGAACGAACGGCCUGGCGCGCAAGCUUCAGAGGCGGCGGCCCCGGCCCCGGCGCUGGGCGACAGGGCUGUCGGCGACAUGGCAGAGGCGCUGUAAGCAGCAGAUCGACAUUCUGCCGGGCCAAAAUGUGCUGAAAAUUAUACAAGAUCGUUUUGGAAGUUGUGUUGAUGAUAUUACAACAUAUUCUCCAAACCUAACACGGUGCUCAACCCCCAUUGAUAUAAUCCAAAAAGAGAAAGAGAAAAUAUUUCAGAAAAGUUCAGGUUUAUUUGACUUGGUGACUAAGACCUUUACUGGUAGUCCAUCUUUAACUCUAUCUCCAGUGAAAACAGCUGACAGCACAGCAGAACAGUCACUUGCAACACAUCAGAAAUCUGCAAUACUUAAAGACAUUGAUUCUAAUGAAACAAAGCAGCGUGUGGUAGAAGAAAAAAGCUCACAUGACAAUGACAUUGCGGACACUAAGGAUCUCGUUGCUUCUAGCAAGCAAGAUGAUGUCUCAGAAGAUGUUGAAACCACAAGUCAAAAUCUUGCUGACACUUCUGAAGAUGAGGAUAUGGAUGUGGCCAUGGGGUCACCUGUUCUUUUGGAAGAAGCAAAACUGUCUCCUGUGUGCUUACAUACAGAAAUUGAAAGCUUGGCAGUAUCUCAGUCAAUGGAAGAAGAUCAAGUUGCUCCAAUGGAAAGAGUAAAAUGUCUUACUGUGCCUUCUGAACAGAAAGUAAAGAAGCCUUUUUCUUCAGCACUCUUAACAGCCAUGACAACAGAAACAAUUGAAAAAAGUAAGCAGCAGAUCGACAUUCUGCCGGGCCAAAAUGUGCUGAAAAUUAUACAAGAUCGUUUUGGAAGUUGUGUUGAUGAUAUUACAACAUAUUCUCCAAACCUAACACAGUGCUCAACCCCCAUUGAUAUAAUCCAAAAAGAGAAAGAGAAAAUAUUGCAGAAAAGUUCAGGUUUAUUUGACUUGGUGACUAAGACCUUUACUGGUAGUCCAUCUUUAGCUCCAUCUCCAGUAAAAACAACUGACAGCACAGUCAAACAGUCACUUGCAACACAUCAGAAAUCUGCAAUACUUAAAGACAUUGAUUCUAACAAAACAAAGCAGCGUGUGGUAGAAGAAAAAAGCUCACAUGGCAUUGACAUUGCAGACACUAAGGAUCUUGUUGCUUCUAGCAAGCAAGAUGAUGUCUCAGAACGUUUUGAAACCACAAGUCAAAGUCCUGCUGACACUUCUGAAGAUGAGGAUAUUGAUGUGUCCAUGGGGUCUCCUGUUCUUUCGGAAGAAGCAAAACUGUCUCCUGUAUGCUUACAUACAGAAAUUGAAAGCUUGGCAGUAUCUCAGGCAAUAGAAGAAGAUCAAGUUGCUCCAAUGGAAAGAGUAAAAUGUCUUACUGUGCCUUCUGAACAGAAAGUAAAGAAGCCUUUUUUUUCAGCACUCUUAACAUCCAUGACAACAGAAACAGUUGAAAAGUGCUAUUCAGCCCCUGUAUUGCCACCAGCUGCUACUCCUGCGAAAGAGAUGGAGAUAGAACAUGAUUGUGAGUUUUUAAUUGAUGAAUCAGAAGAAGAUUCUUUUACAUCCUGGUUUUCAAUACCAAAAAAGAAAAAACAAACAGAAAAGACUAAAAAUGAUGAAAACAUACAGAAAUCUGCCAAGACCCCAAAUCAGAAAAAUACCACAGCUUUGAAACAGAAAGACCAAACAUUUACUGUGCCACUUGUUGAAUCAAGCACAAAUACAUACUACAGAACAAGAGAAGAUUCAUCUGGGUCUUCAAAUACAGCUUCACAUUCAUCAGAGCAGGCUCUUUCUUCAAAAGAGAAUCAUUAUUCUCAAAAUUAUUACCAAUCCAUUUCAAAAAAUGCUCCCUACUCGUCCCACAAGAAACAAACUGAUAAGCAGAAACUUUCAGAAGUUAAAUCACCUGAAAAACUGGGAGAUAAAAAAAACAAAGUUAGGAAGCCUGCUCAGAAAGCUACCAGUAGAAGAUUGAGAGUGAAAGUCUCAGAGGAGAGUUCUGUAAAUCAGUCUGAAGAGGAAAUGAAUGAAAGUGAACUUUUACAAUCAGAUGAGGUGGUCAUCCCAUCAUUGCAGCGGGAAACACUUACUUCUGCAUCACAAAAGUCCUUGAAGUUGUUAAAACCUAAACAUAGGUUAAAUUCAUUAGGAUCAGUUGAUGGUGUCUGUAUCAAAAGCCCUGCCAAAUUUCAGGAAUCUCUACAGAAUUUCAUAGACAGUACACCAAAUGCUGGUGGUGGGAAAAGAGAAUCAGCCAAGUCUCCAAGGAAGGCAUCUUGUAAGAGGACUCGAAAAAUAAAUAAAAUGGUGUGCUCAGGUCCUGAAGAUACUGAAACUAGCAGUGCAUCAGUCCACGAGGACUCUUCUCUUCAAGGCAUGGCACAGCAAAAAUGCAGGAAGGUGGAUGUAUCUGUAAAAACAAAAAAAGACCAAAAAAAGAGGAAUGUGCAUAGGUCACAAAGCUCUUCAGUAUCUGAAGAAACAAUGCAUCAUCACAGUGGGCCUGUUCAGACACAGUAUGUUACACAUACUUCAAAAAAUGACAAGCCCAUUGCUUGUGAAUUGGACAGUUCAUCUUCAGAUACUUUUGUGGAAAGUGACCUGACUAUCAGGCGUUCAUUAAGGCAUAAACUAGUAAAGCCUUCCAACACUCCCAAUGUUCGCCGAACAAAAAGAACACGACUAAAACCUCUGGAAUAUUGGCGAGGCGAGCGUGUCAACUAUAUGAGUAGGCCUUCAGGAGGUUUUGUGAUUGCUGGAGUAGUGCGUCCAGUAUCACCCGAAAAAGUUAAGAAGAAGAGAAAUCACCAUGUUCAGAAAAAAAAACAUGAUAGAGUUGAAGAUUUGGAUGUUUCCUUGGCAGAUGCUUCUAAGCCAACUGCUGUAUGGGACCCAGCAGUUAAUGGAGAGGUUUUUUUGGAGUGUAUUAGCACUGGACAUAAUCAUUCCUUCUUCUUUAAAGAUGAGUCAGUGGAAAUAUAUAAACACCUCAAUACAUCUGUUUUUGCUACUGGUAAACUGAUCUUGAAACCACUUAAAGAAAAGGGGUAUCAGUUUAUCCACAUGGAUAAAAUACUGAGCUGUGCCUUUCUUUUCUAUUUCCAAUGAUUCCUGUUUCUUCACCAGCCUUAAAAGUCUGGCAAACAUCACCAAAUGGAGCCCAAACAGUUUACCCAGAAUCCCUCUUUCACUACUCCAUCUUAGCCAUAUGAUAAAUGUGGCCCUGCCCUCUGAGGUGGGAGCUGGACCAGCUCUUUACCUGGUUGCUCUUUACCCAGCUCUUUACCUGGUUGCUCUUUACCUUGUCUGCGUAUAAAUUUUUGGAGGAUCCUGGAACUCAUGACAACACCUGGUUCCAGUCAUGAAUGAGAGCCUAAUUAGCACGUGGAUCCUUUGUGGGGUGUGCAGUGCUGAGCUGUGGGGUCACCAUGGCUUGAAAUGCUGUUGACUGUGCUGGGGCUCCAUCCAAUGAACAAGCAUCUUGGCUUUCGACUAAUAUCAUGCAUGCAAAUCGGACAAGAAGUCGACAAAUACAGACCCUUACUCAAAAUCGUAAGAAAAAGAAAGAUGCAGUGGUUUGGACAUGUAAUAAGAAGGCCUGGCACCCUUACCAACACCAUUCUGCAGGAUGCUGUGGAAAGAUGAACAGGAGGAGGAAGACCUAGAACAAGCUGGAUCACCUGUUGGAUCGAAGGCUGGACAGGAUUAAAAGUGACUGAUUGUACAAGAAUUGUAAAAGACUGGGAAGAAUGGGGAAAAGUUAUUGCUAACAUCAAAGGUUUCCCAACACUUGAUGUGGCCUUGGGAUUGACUUGACUUAAUAUCAUGCAUAGUUUAUACUAUGUACAAAUAAGUUUAAAAAAAGGUUGCUCAAAAGUAUGUUUAUAUGUGCUAAAACUUGAAGCAGUUUAAAAAAAGAUAAAAUCCAUCAGUGCUGAAUGAACUUAGUCUAUGGUACUAGAUGCAAAUUACAACAGCUAUGUUUAUUUCAAGGUCAGUGUUUUUUCAAUUUGCCUCACUUUCAUGUGCUUGGGGAGAACAGGGUCUUGACAGUAAGCCGGGGCAGGGGGGGGGCGGCGCUCUGGAGGGGGAAGAGUUUGGGGGUGCAAAGGGCAAGGAGGCCACCUGACCCUCCCCCAGAUGGAUUUUCCCUGUUGUAGCAGUGGGAGGGGGAUAAAUUCAAGGCAUACCUCCAAUAAUUAGAUUCUAUACCUAGAAAAUUAUAGCAGAUUUAUAAAUUUUCUAUAUAUUGAUCUAGUUAUUGGGGGUGUCUUUGUAUAUUCAGGUCAUCUUAUAUUCGGGUAAAUACAGUAAUACCAAAGACUUUGGUCUGCAUUGGUAUUGAUGGGGGAGGAGGGAGAAGUAUGCAUGCACAGGAUCCAGAGCAGCUUCCCCCCCACCCUUUGCUAUUGCACUUGGGGCAGCCAUGUGUCUGGGGCCUGGCCUAGCAGCCACCCCAGCGUGAGGGUGUGUGUAGUGGGCAGCUGGGCCCUCCCAC